Gaeumannomyces tritici R3-111a-1 is the source of this 3078-nucleotide messenger RNA. RefSeq lists its product as hypothetical. The record is from RefSeq and is a predicted model, not a curated record. The transcript has a single exon. The coding region runs from base 139 to 2949 and encodes 936 amino acids. NCBI's taxonomy places the organism in Eukaryota, Fungi, Ascomycota, Sordariomycetes, Magnaporthales, Magnaporthaceae.
GGACGAGACCCCUUUUUGUUACUCAUGGUUCUCGGAGAUAUAACGCGGGCUCGCGCCGAGUGUGCUUCUUGCGACCACGGGCUACCUCACCAAGCUCGGUCCAGGAGAGGAGACCUCUGACACCCUUCCCAGGCCACAAUGUUAUCGAGGGUGGCCCUUUGCCUAGCCGCCGCCGCCGGCCUCCUGUCGGGUCCGGGGUCGGCGCAGGUGACCAACGCGACAACCGAGAGCGCCAAGGUCGGCUGGCUGGGUGGCACGGCACCAGCGCACCAUUCCGGCGUCACCUUCGGGCUGCCCUGGUCCCGCGGAAAGCACCGACCCGGUCAGACCAAGUUCACCGCUGGCGACGGCGGCGAGCUUCAAUCCUGGGUGACGGCUUACUGGCCCGACGGCUCCAUCAAGUGGACGGGACACGCCGUUCCUGCUGCCCAGAACCCUGCGUCCGAAUACACCGUCGUGGCGACCACGGGCCCCAAGACAUGCUCACGGAAAAACUCAACCAAGCGGAACCUUGACGGUGGCUCCAAGUCUAGUCUGGUCAAGGCCAACAGCGAGACCGAAAUCACGGUGGACACAGGCAAAAUUUCCGUAUCAUUCGCCAAGAAAGGCAGCGUCCUCGUCAAGUCGAUCGCAACGGCGGGCGGCAAAAUAGUCGGGCAAAAUGGCCGGCUCGUACUGCAAUCGCAGUCGGGCGUCGCCGACGAGGCUGGCGGCAGCACCCCGGCGGCCGAGCGCUACAGCUUCGAAAGCAGCAUCGACAACGUGACGGUGAGCGAGCAGUCGCCUGUCCGGGCGCUCGUCACCGUCCGCGGAAAACACCAGCAGACGUCCAGCAGCGCGGCCCACCACGACGCCUGGCUCCCCUUUGUGCUGCGCUUCUACCUGUAUGCGGGUGCCGAGUCGCUGCGCAUCGUGCACAGCAUCGUCUACGACGGCGACGCGCAAAAGGACUUUAUCGCGGGCGUGGGCGUCCGCUUCGACGUCCCGCUCGAUGGCGAGCAGCUGUACGACCGGCACGUCCGCCUCUCGGGUGUUGACGGCGGGCUCUUCAGCGAGGCGGUCAAGGGCAUCACGGGGCUGCGUCGCGACCCGGGGCUGGCGGUCAAGCAGGCGCAGUUUGACGGCCGCAAGACGCCCGACGAGAGCACCUGGGACACGAGGGUCACGUCGCGCCUGCACUGGGUCCCGAACUUUGGCGACUUCAGCCUGACGCAGCUCACGCCCGACGGGUUCAGCAUCAAGAAGCGGACCAAGGCGGGCCAGUCUUGGAUACAUAGCACCGGCGGCACGAGGUCGGGUGGCAUAGCGUACCUGGGCGGCGCGAGCAAGGGUGGGCUGGCGGUCGGGAUGCGACAUUUCUUGAAACGACACCCGACGGCGUUCGAUAUCAGGAACGCUGCCAGCGACACUGGAGAGAUGACGCUCUGGAUCUACAGCCCAGAGGCCCAGCCGCUCGACCUCAGACCCUUCCAUGACGGGCUGGGGCAGAAGACGUACAAGGACCAGCUGGACGCGCUCGAGAUCACAUACGAGGACUGGGAGGAGGGUUUUGACACCCCGUACGGCAUCGCGAGGACAAACGAGAUCUUCGUGUUUCCAUUCGCCCAGACCCCGUCGCGGCAGUUUAUCUCGGACCUGGCCGACCACGUCGAAAACCCACCCGUCCUCACGGCGUCCCCGGAAACCUAUCACGCGUCUGGGGCGUUUGGCACGUAUUGGUCACUGCCUGGCAAGACGGCCUCCCCGACCGCGGCCGCCAUCGAGCGCAACAUGGACGUCCUCUUCAAGCUGUACGAGGGCCAGGUCGAACAGCGGCGGUGGUACGGGUUCCUGGACCACGGCGACUUCAUGCAUGCCUACGACGCGGACCGGCACACGUGGCGCUACGACGUGGGCGGCUACGGCUGGGACAACUCGGAGCUGUCGCCCAACCUCUUCUUCUGGCAGCUCUUCCUGCGCACGGGCCGGGCCGACGUCUACCGCUUCGCCGAGGCGCAGACGCAGCACACGGGCGAGGUGGACGUGUACCACGUCGGCAAGUGGAGGGGGCUGGGGACGCGGCACGGGGUGCUGCACUGGGGCGACAGCGCCAAGCAGGCGCGCAUCUCGACGCCGCAGUACCGCAAGUACUUCUACUUUGUUUCGGGCGGCGACGAGCGCGUGGGCGAGCUGAUGGAGGAGACGCUGGACGCGGACGCGACGUUUGGCUUCCUCGACGCGCGCCGCAAGGUCCGCAACGACGGCUUCAAGCCGUCGCCCACGGCGGCCGACAUCGGGCUCGGGACCGACUGGGGCGCGCUGGCGGCGGGCUGGCUGAUCGAGGUGGAGAGGCGCGGGGGACGGUACGAGGAAGCGCUGGGCAAGCUCAACCGGACCAUGGCGGGCAUCGCGCGGCUCAAGAACGGCUUCGUGACGGGGUCGGCGACGCUCAACACGCUGACGGGCGAGCUUGGCCCGCCGCCGGGCGACGAGGGCAACAAGGGCGUGGUGGGGAUCUCGCACCUCUCGGCCAUGUUCGGGCUCGUCGAGGUGGUGCACGAGAUCACGGAGCACUUUGGCGGGGGCGGGGCGCUGCCGGCGGGCUUCGACGCGGCCUGGCUCGACUACUGCGUCUACUACGGGGCGUCCGGGGCGGAGCAGGCGGCGAGGUACGGGGCGGCCUUCUCGGGUGUGAGCCUGCGGCAGGGCCACUCGCGGCUGACGGCGUACGCGGCGAAGCGGCUGGGCGGCGAGGGCAACGGCACGGCGCUGGCCAAGAGGGCGUGGGACGAGUUCCUGCGCAAGGAUGGCCUCGGGCCGACGCUGUCGUGGGCGACAAACAGGGUCAACACGCCUGACUUUGUCGGGCCCGCAGACGAGGCGCCGUGGAUGAGCUCCAACGAUCUGGGGCUGUAUGGGUGUGCGGCCAUUGAGAACCUGCAGUUGGUGCCCGAGGCCAUCGACUUGUGAGGAUGGAAGUGGAGAGGAAAGUGAUGGAAUGAUGGGGCUCCAUGAUGUUUGUUCCUUCCCGAAUCGGAGAUGUCCGCCAAUUAAAUGGCUCAUGAUUCACCCAGCUAGCAGUCAUGAUGGAAUUCUUAC